UCGCGUAUAUUUUAUGAAUGCAAUGCACUCUCAAUCAAAGGGCAAUACAAAAUAGAUUUAAAACGUUGUGUUUCAAUAUUUUAAACGUGCAUUUUCCACACAGCACAUGUGUGUAAUGUUUGUGAGUGCGAGUGAGUGAGAGCGAGGAAUGUCAAAAUGACAGCAACAAAGCAAGCAGUAUAGCAAAACCAGCUGUGCGAGGUCGUGGCCCCCUCCCGAAAACAACACUAUCCAAAAUUGUACAAAGUAGACAUAUUUUACGUUCCGUUCUGAAAUCCCAAGUAAAAACCAAAAUUGUGCGGGACCAAAAUUGUCUAUUACAUAAUACAGUUAAUUAAGCGUGGUAUGCACAUGCUACAACCAGCCAGACUCAAGUGCAUCACUAUAUCCACACUGCGUCAUACCUGGAGAUAUAUUCUGUUCGUGGCCAAGCUGCUGCACUACAUCUACACGAAAGUCAGACAUCACCUGGGGCUGCCAUCUAAUCGGGAGCACAACAACAAUAUCAUGGAUCAAGAAAUGCCAGAGGAGCAAGACAUGCCAGAGGAGGGAGGCGAUCGAGAAAAUAUGGUCGACCAGCAACAGGAGGAAGAGCGAGAACAUGCGGAUUUGUUGGCACGUUUCCAUGUUAUUGGGGCUUUGGAGCCUAUGGAUGCGGCCAGUGACAUGGAUGAUGAGGACGAGGAGGACGACGAUGAUGUUGAUGUCGACUAUGGCGAUUCGGACUCGGACUCAGAGCUUGAGGAAAUGUAUUCAGAUGAAUCGAGCAGCUCCAGUGACGAGCCAGACGAACGGGACACCAAAGUCAAGCAGAGCAAGUGCCUCUUCCCGGAUGAGGAGCAGCAGCCGCAGCAAAAGACACUGCGCCAGUACAGCUUCCAGCCCCUGCGACUGGUGAAGUGCGCCUACAAGGACAAGCAUUGCGCUGGAGGCUUCCCGCUGGCUCGCAGUGGCCACCGCAUCAUCGCCUCCAACUCUCAUUUGUACUCCUUGGGCGGCUACAAUCCGCGGAGCGCUGUCAAUGCAGCUCGGCGCGGUCGCUGCCUCCUCUUCCAGGAGCUCUGGAGUUACAACUUUGCCACCAAUCUCUGGAGGCUGGAGCUGAAUGCAGAGAAUGCAGACAACUUGCCUGUGGAGCUGGCCUCCAACGCAUUGACCAUUCACAAUAACGUGUUGAUUUCUCAUGGAGGUACUGGUUAUCCAUUCGGGGAGUCCUGUUCGAACGAUUGCUAUGUGUAUCGAACGGCUAGUGUUGGGGCAACGCCUGCCGUCAAUCGCCUAAAGGUCACCGGAGAUCUGCCAACGGCCCAAUACGGCCCGGGGAUUGUGAUCCACAAGAAUUAUCUGUACACAAUCGGGGGAACGACUGGCUUCGACUAUACCUGCGACGUGUACCGCUUGGACUUGCGCACAGGAGUGUGGGAAAAUGUGUACAUUAGUCGACCGGAGAUGCGCGAAGAUCCGGAGGGCCGCUACCGCCACGAGGUGAUCUACGAUGGAAAGCAUAUAUUUGUGCUUGGCGGCGGGACUUCACACUCUGUCUACGAUCUGCAGCGCAUUCCUGCCUACAACUUGGAUGCUAACUGCUGGGACUACUUUGACACUUUCCCAGAUCCACGGAUCGUCGAUGUGGGGCGAAACAAUAAAGGCUAUCCGAAGCCGCGCAAGUGCUUCUCGUGUGUGCAACACCAGUCCACCAAUGGAGACAUCGAAGCCUUCAUCACGGGUGGCUUACAGGGUGACUUUUCGACAUACUUCUCGGACAUUUGGAAGCUGAAUAUGCGCACCAAACAGUGGUUCCUCCUUGAGACAAGUCUUCCACGUCCCUUGUACUUCCAUUCGGCAGCACAUUCUGAUAACGGCUGCAUGUACGUGUUCGGCGGCAUAGAGUACAAUGACAAGGAGAUGCGACGGCGCAACGGCCUUUACAAGAUGUGGAUGACCGUGCCAAAGCUUAGCGAAAUGUGCUGGGAUGCCGUCACCUACUACAACGACAAUCUCGACAUGUACGAUCGCAAGACGCUACUCAAAUCUGGCAUACCCAAGACAUUUACUGAUCGCCUGCCGGCUCAAGCGAGAAAGAAGACCGAGAAGAACGAACCAGAUCCAUCCAUGCUUAUUUCCCUUUACUCCCACCCGAAGCGUGCUCGCUCCACAACGCAUUAGCUUCUUGAAACUAAAUCAAAAAGUCCCUUCUCCCCUUAAAAAAAAUUGAGUUACGUGGAAUGGAGCCUUUUUGGUGUCGUGCCACCUGGCCUCUUACAUACAUAUAUAGCAACAUAACUUUGCGUUACUAUUGUUUAAAGGUUUUGUUUUGAUAUUGAGCGCGCGCUGUGAUCGAAUACGAAGGACAUUUAUAGUUGUACACAUACAUACAUACUUAUGUAUGUAUUUUGAUAUUUCGCAGACUCGUAAGAAAAGGGCGGACGGACACGUAUAGCAUGUGAAUAAGAUUGUAAUUAAGUUAGCUAGCUGAACAACAACCAGAAGAACUCCAGCAACAUACAUACAUAAAUACAGAUAUAAACUACAAUCAAAGCAAACGUAAUUUUAAACAGCAGCUUAGCAGAUCGAAUCGUUACAGGACGUCCAGCGCACUCCACACCACCACCCCCAACCCCACUACCACAAUAAAUAGUUUCUCUUUACCCGCACAGAGACUUGCACCCAAACGAAAUUAGUUUUGAAGGCUACACCAAACAAUGUCAUAUAGAGGAGGGCGGCAUGCACCUCCGAUGUAUUUUUGUCAAAGUGUACAUACAUAAAUUUAGCAGUAGUAAUAUUUAAAUAACUUAAGAGAAUCCAUCAUCAUUGCGAUAUAAUGUACCAAUGCAGGCAUCAGUUUGCUCGAAUUAUCUUACCCAAGACUAAAUUUGGUUGAAUCUAAGUUAAUAAAUACAUUUUUAAUGCAA
Messenger RNA from Drosophila guanche, 2912 nucleotides. RefSeq names its product kelch domain-containing protein 10 homolog (gene slim). NCBI's taxonomy places the organism in Eukaryota, Metazoa, Arthropoda, Insecta, Diptera, Drosophilidae. The transcript has 3 exons. The record is from RefSeq and is a predicted model, not a curated record. Gene Ontology annotation, biological process: positive regulation of stress-activated MAPK cascade. Bases 346 to 2166 code for a protein of 606 amino acids. Gene Ontology annotation, molecular function: protein binding.